CAACACUGUUGCACUGUGUGUGGCGGGCUGACAGAUCUGCGUGAGGGGGACGCUUCGUUGUCAUGCAGGGACUGUCAUGCACGUUGCAUGCACGCAUCGAGCCUGUCUCCUCACAUAAGCUUCCGUAGCGAAUUUUGUCAAAUCGAUGGCAACGCACCGAGAACAGUAAGAUAGUAUUUCUGGUAUCUUCGGAGUACUCAACUUGUCUUCGCUGAAACAUGAUGUGUCUUAAAUAACAGUGACAUGGAAUCUCUACAGACAAACAAAAGGUCUAUUUUUGCGCCCAAAUCAUCUCUGAUUCCACGGCUCUCAGAAUCACACAAUCGCCGAAACUCAAACAAAAUUGUCAUAAAUGUCGGCGGUGUACGAUUUGAAACUUAUAAAACGACUCUUAAAAGUAUUCCGGAUACACGACUAUCAUGGUUAACGGAUCAUUCCGGACACAAUCCGGAUUACGAUCCUUUAACCGGAGAAUAUUUUUUCGACCGACAUUCUGGAAUGUUUCAAAUGAUUCUGAACUAUUACAGAACAGGAAAGUUACACGUAUCCAUGGACGUCUGUGGUCCGGCGUUUGAGGAAGAAUUGGCAUUUUGGGGUCUGGAUGAGACCCAGAUUGAGCCGUGUUGUUGGCAUACGUAUAGGGCCCACAGGGACGCACAGGAAACCCUAGCAGAGUUCGAGGGAACCGAAAAUGAUAUUGAAAGUGAUAAUGAGGAAGAAUUUGAAAUGAGACAAAAGUUUGGUAUUUCUGAGGAUUUUAAACAAGUAGAACUGUCACGAUGGAAUAAAUGGAGACCGAAAAUGUGGCGCUUUCUCGAUGAUCCGAAAGCAAAUAAGAUUUCGAAGGCCUAUGCUGUUAUAUCUGUGAUAUUCAUCCUGACGUCGAUCGCCGUCUUUUGUUUGGAGACUAAUUCUCACUUCCGGUACAACCCAAAUCCAAACGCAUCCCUGGAGGAUCUGCCUGUUUUGGAAAGACAAAAACACACCAAGCCCCUUCUUUUCAUGGAUAUCUUUGAAUACAUCUGCAUCAUCUUCUUCACGUUUGAGUUGCUAGCCCGGAUUAUGUUCUGUCCUCGACUCUGUGAUUACGUAAAGGAACCAUUUAACUGGAUAGAUAUUUGUUCCGUUGUACCGUUCUACAUCACAAAAGUUAUGUUGGUUUGUGAUGGCAAUCUCGAACUCACCGAUGCCUAUUAUUUCCUUAAUGCUCUGCGAUUGAUAAGAAUUUUUCGAAUUUUGAAACUAACGCGUCACUUUAGCGGAUUAAAAAUUCUCGGCCAUACGAUACGAGCGAGUGCCAAAGAGCUAUUUCUGCUGUUCCUUGUCCUGAUAAUUGGCGUGCUAAUCUUCGCCUGUCUUAUUUUCUAUGCAGAGCAAAUUGACGAAAGUCAGAGAAACGACUUUCCUGAUAUUCCUAUGGGUUUUUGGUGGGCAGUUGUUACCAUGACAACGUUAGGAUAUGGCGAUAUGGCUCCUAGAACCGGUUUUGGAUAUGUUGUUGGAACUAUCUGCGCAGUUUGUGGUCUUCUGAUGUUAUCACUUCCGGUUCCGAUUAUAGUCAGCAAUUUCACACUUUAUUACUCCCACGCGCAGGCUAAAAUGAAACUACCCAAAAAGAACAGGAAUUGCCUCUUUGGUGCCGCUAAUGCUUUGAAGGAAAAUCAUCCAACGCCAUCACCUUCUCCUUUACCGGAAUCGGUAAAAUCAGAAUUCGGCAGUAAAGGCAGUUUGAAGUCUCUGGAUCGUAAGUCCAGCAAUGAUAGUGCGUUUGGUAGCUGUGACAGCAACACGUCUCCAGAAAAAGAAGAAGUGAGAAAGAUAAGUGUAAUUUACACGGACGAAAUUGUAAAUUCUCCAGUGUUAACUGUAAAACGGAACCGUUACCUUGGAAACCAGUCUCCACCGGAAGCGGAAAGACUACCAAGGAUUCCUGAACGAUCCCACUCUCCAGCGGCGGAAGCAGAUGUGAGCAUGCGCACGAGACGGGGCAGCCGAGUCGGAAUAGGUUGUAAAUCCGUUUCGCCAGCAGCAUCUUCUAAAAUGACCCACCUGCAACCGGAUCCGGACGUGUGAAUAAAGUUGUCGUUAUAAAAAUGGAGACGUACCCUCUUUUUUCACGGAAAGUGUGAAACAUAUGGAGAAGAAAAAACAACUUACAGAAAUUUCGCAGGAAGAGAAUACGUGCAUAAUUUAAAACAUAAAGGUUUAUUGUUGUUGUUUUUUUUUACAGAAAUGUACCACAUCAAAUUGGAACAUAAUUUUGUGCACAUGUAAUUGACAUUAUGUUGUGACGGGAUUUCUCCGAAAUUGAAAAGAAAUAAACAAUCAAACAAACUAUGUGAAUAGUGGUCAAUACUGGUUAUCCACACAGAUGUCUUGAUUCAAUAAGACAACAUGAACCGUUCAACAAGAAUUCACAUACGGGCACCUGUAUUACAAUUUUCAGGACAGUAUAACUUGUUCAAUGAGGACAAGCGAAUCACCUAAACGUUUAUAUUUUCAACUUCUGGCUCGCCGUAAAAGGAAUAUAUGGAACCUGUAUUCGUUGUUUAUUGGUGAAGUGUUGAUGAGUUAUGCGUCUGAGUUACAGUAAGUUAUGAAUUCAACCAAUAAAACGUCAUUAAAUGAGCGUUCA
This is a messenger RNA of Pecten maximus, 2635 nucleotides long. Its product is annotated as potassium voltage-gated channel protein Shaw-like. Lineage: Eukaryota; Metazoa; Mollusca; Bivalvia; Pectinida; Pectinidae. Bases 244 to 2073 code for a protein of 609 amino acids. Gene Ontology annotation, biological process: potassium ion transmembrane transport; protein homooligomerization. Gene Ontology annotation, cellular component: voltage-gated potassium channel complex; membrane. Gene Ontology annotation, molecular function: delayed rectifier potassium channel activity; protein binding. The record is from RefSeq and is a predicted model, not a curated record. The transcript is spliced from 4 exons.